AUGACUCUUUUACAUACUAUUGCUGGAUUUCUUGCACGGAAAACAGACUUUUUCACUGGUGGCGAUGAUGGCGAGUGGGAAAAAGUUCUAUUGAAAAUUUUCCGUAGUGAAGGAGCUAAUGCAAUCACAAUUGCUAAGCAAAAACGAAAAGAGAAAGAAGAAGCUGAAAAGAAACGUCAAGAAGCAUCAAAAAAGAAGCGGCAAGAAGAGGAAGAAGCUGCAGCAGCAAUGGCUCGUCAAUCAGCCUCAAUCACUGAACUUACUGAUGAAGAAGCCACCAAACUUCAAAUGGAACUCGAUGGUAAAAAGAAAGGAGUCGAAGAGCCGGUGGAGGUUUCCAAACCACUUGGCGAUCAAGCUGAUGAAGAUGACGAAGCUGAAAAAGGAAAAUUGAAACCAAAUGCCGGAAACGGAUGCGAUCUUGAAAAUUAUCGAUGGACACAAACUUUACAAGAAGUUGAGCUUCGUGUACCAUUCAAAAAUAUCACAAAUCUUAAAUCUCGUGAUGUAGUUUGUGUUAUAUCAAAGAAAGCUCUUAAAAUUGGAUUAAAAAAUCAAACACCAGUCAUUGAUGGCGAACUUAACGCAGAGAUUAAAACGGAAGACUCUUUGUGGACCAUCGAUAAGAACUCAGUUGUCAUAACUUUUGAGAAGAUAAACCAAAUGUCGUGGUGGGAUAAACUUGUCAAAACUGAUCCUCCGAUCUCUACAAGAAAAAUCAAUCCCGAACCUUCAAAGUUGUCGGAUUUAGAUGGUGAAACACGAUCAUUGGUCGAGAAAAUGAUGUACGAUCAACGUCAGAAAGAAAUGGGAUUACCAACAAGCGAAGAUCAGAAGAAGCAAGACGUUCUCCAAAAAUUCAUGAAAGAACAUCCCGAAAUGGAUUUCAGCAAAUGCAAAUUCAAUUAA
This is a messenger RNA of Clunio marinus, 909 nucleotides long. NCBI's taxonomy places the organism in Eukaryota, Metazoa, Arthropoda, Insecta, Diptera, Chironomidae. The record is from the annotation of a GenBank genome assembly.